Clonostachys solani is the source of this 1530-nucleotide messenger RNA. The record is from the annotation of a GenBank genome assembly. NCBI's taxonomy places the organism in Eukaryota, Fungi, Ascomycota, Sordariomycetes, Hypocreales, Bionectriaceae.
AUGUCUACCAAUGAGUCGAUGCUAUUCCCACCGAACUUGAUAAAUCCUCUCCUGGACUUCCCACGACACCAACAAAUGGGCCUGCUUCCCGGUUACCCGGGAACUAACCAUUUUGUUGAAACCCCAAAUCGGGUUACGGAAGCAUGGGAAAGGCGGAAUCUCAAUUAUCUUCAGCCAGGCUCGGAUACGCAGCACCCCGACCCCCAAAAGUUGGGAGCUAUCACAACAAUUUCGCAUUUACCGGAAAUCACUCAUCUUCCCACUGUUUUAUCGGAUUACUUCUUCAAAGAAGUCAUUAAACUUUACUCAGUUUGGGACAACCAUUCAAACCAACUAAGAAUUCUUGCAGGAUCCUUCUGGCAAUCAUCAGGGGUUCUCUACCAUACCAUGCAGAGCAUGGCAGCUGCAUUAUUGACAAAGAGUUUCCCAAACCUCCGCGCUAUUGCUAUUGGCGAGCGUCAAAUGGGCCUCGAAUGUCUCCGGAGUGGCAACGACACAGACGAAGACAGGCUAAUAGGGUCCAUCCUGCUUGGCCACACCGCAAGCUGGAUCAAACCACACGAAUUAUCACACGAGAAUUUUGAAAAUUCCCUCGAGAUGCUGCAUGCGUGGGCUUCCAAGACGCACGACCAUUCCCGUCUAUCGUUUUUCGGAGGGGCGGUUGACUACUGGGCGAUGCUUCUGUCCUUCGUAUCCGAACCCAGAACGAACCAUGACUUCCUUCGACACUCUGUUGUGGAGGCUGGCCCUUCCAGAGCAGACGGAUUGAUAAACCCACACCCUUUCAUUGGCACGUCGGGGACCAUUGUACAAGUUCUAACAGAGCUGGGCACGCUCAUCUUCAGGUAUCGGAAGCGAGUCUCAGAGAUUGACUUCAUUUCCGAGAAAGAUCUUGAAUUCUUUCGCAAAUCAAUACAGAAUGCUCGUCAACUGGAACGUCGGUUGCUGGCCUUCAGACCAUUGCUACCCAAAAGCGUUCAGGAUCCUGGGGACCAAACAACCUCACCUGCUCACUUUGUGAAGAUUGACGAAGGCCUUCGCUGCACAGGCCUGCUGCAACUCUAUCGGGUGUUUCCAGACCUUCUUAAUGAUAGAUAUCAGCCUUGGGACUCAGCUGCCCUGCUACAGCCUCACCCCGCUCUUAAGACUCCGUCUCGGGAGGAGCGGAAUACCUGGCUUACGAUGCUAGCGCUCCAUAUCCUCAACAUCAACCGGGAGAUCCCCUUCGAGUCCCGGACAAGGUGCAUGCAGCCCUUUAUGUUUGUGGCCGCGUCGUGUGAACUUCGCACAGAUCUUGAUGGAGGAAAUGAGGCCGGCGGCAUGGAUGGCAACUGCAUCUCGAUCCAAAUAUCCCAGGCCCGCGAGUUUGUGCGUUCUAGAAUGAUGGCAUACCUUCACGUCUUUCCCCUCCAAAAAGUGGAAACAAUGUUCCAGUUGAUCCAAAGCAUUUGGUCGGAAAUUGAUAAUGGAAGGGAGGUUUUCUGGCUGGAUUGCUUGGACAAUACAACAAUCAGAUUUAUUCUAUCAUAA